Messenger RNA from Mangifera indica (mango), 2991 nucleotides. RefSeq lists its product as uncharacterized. The record is from RefSeq and is a predicted model, not a curated record. Gene Ontology annotation, molecular function: protein binding. The transcript is spliced from 3 exons. Bases 726 to 2735 code for a protein of 669 amino acids. Lineage: Eukaryota; Viridiplantae; Streptophyta; Magnoliopsida; Sapindales; Anacardiaceae.
AAAUCUUCACGAAGCAGAUGAAAGUAAUUGGCCAGCAUUAGACUUGUGUCUUCUUAUCAUAAAGUUAAAAAGAAAAGAAAAGAAAACCCUUCUUCUCAUGUGCUCCUAAUUGUUGAAGAUUAGUGGAGAUUCUGAGCAGUCUUUUAUUUUCAUUCAGCUCUCCUUUCACUCUCACUGAAACAGAAUCAUUUGACUGAAACAAAAUGGAAUAUUUACUAUUUGAUUAUAAACAUAAGAGAUAUGGGAUCACCUCUCAAGAUUUGAAUGUACAGUAAAAUCUUGGAGCCACUAUUGCAGCUUGUUUGAUAUCCACUCCAUCUAUCACCAUCAUUAUACAAAAAGGAAUCUUACCUUAUUAUAAUGUUUUCUUUUUAUUCUUAUUAUUUAUUAUUACUAUUUGUUCUCCACCAUGAAAAGCCUAAAAUCAUGUUGAAGACCAAUAUCCGUUCCUGUCUUGUUCUUGCAACACUUAUAUUUUGGCCCUUAUAACUAUUUUCUUCUACUCAAGGGGGCUGCUUGCAUGCUAGCUUUUUGGGCUUCCUUUGUUUUCUCAGGCAUGAAUUUUUCCGAAGGGCCUGGAUUGCAAUAGCCAAAGCAGACCAGCAGUUGUAAUAUCUUCUUGUUGAGUUGUGCUAAAUUUUGCUUCCAUUUUGGAUUAAUUUUCCCUUUAAGUUGGGAUAUUUUUCUGGUUGAAUCCUAUUAGCUGUAUAUUUUGUGGCCAUAAGAUGCCUCCUACAUACUUCCCUCUUCGUUGGGAGAGCACUGGAGACCAUUGGUGGUAUGCUUCUCCCAUUGAUUGGGCAGCUGCUAAUGGCCACUAUGACUUAGUUCGGGAGCUUCUUCGCAUAGACAGCAAUCACCUUAUCAAGCUCACCUCCCUCAGGCGAAUUCGCCGCCUCGAAACUGUGUGGGAUGACGAAGCACAGUUUGAUGAUGUUGCCAAAUGUCGUUCCAAGGUUGCUAGAAAACUAUUUCUCGAGUGUAAAUCCAAGACUGGAAAGAAUUCUCUCAUUCGAGCUGGUUACGGCGGAUGGCUUAUAUACACUGCUGCCUCGGCUGGAGACUUGGGUUUUGUUCAAGAACUUCUUGAAAGGAACCCACUACUUGUUUUUGGAGAGGGAGAAUACGGUGUUACUGAUAUACUUUAUGCCGCAGGCAGGAGCAAAAACUGUGACGUUUUCAGGCUAGUCUACGAUUUUGUGGUAUCUCCGCGGUUUUUGACAGCAAGAACUGGAGAGUUGGAGGAGAAUAUUGGGGAUAUUCCUUCUGCAUACAGGUGGGAGAUGAAGAAUAGAGCUGUUCAUGCUGCAGCUAGAGGAGGAAAUUUGAAGAUCUUGAAGGAGCUUCUUGAAGAUUGCACUGAUGUUCUGGCUCUUAGAGAUAAGCAGGGCUCAACUAUCUUACAUGCAGCUGCUGGUAGAGGCCAGGUUGAGAUAGUGAAAGAUCUUAUAGCAUCAUUUGAUAUCAUCAACUCCACAGACCAUCAAGGCAAUACAGCCUUGCAUGUUUCAGCCUACAGAGGCCAACUAGAUGUGGUUGAAGCACUGAUUUCUGUAUCGCCAUCACUGAUCUCCUUAAGAAACAUUGCUGGAGAAACUUUUCUCCACACAGCAGUGUCUGGUUUCCAAACUCCUGUUUUUCGUAGAUUAGACCGACAGGUUAAGCUCAUGAAGAAGUUGGCUUGUGGGACUAAUUUCAACAUUGAAGACAUCAUCAAUGCCAAAAGCAAUGAUGGAAGAACAGCUCUUCACAUGGCCAUAAUUGGGAAUGUUCAUUCUGAAUUGGUGCAACUCUUGAUGUCAGCUCCAUCAAUCAACAUAAACAUGCGGGAUAAUGAUGGAAUGACUCCGCUUGAUCUCCUCAAGCAACGGCCACAGUCUGCAUCAUCAGAUAUACUGAUGAGACAUUUGAUUUCAGCUGGGGGAAUAUUUGGAAGGCAGGAUUAUACUACAAGAAUAGCCAUUGCCACCCACUUAAGGAUGCUGGGGAAUGGAAAUAGCCCUGGAACUUCAUUUAGAAUCUCUGAUACAGAAAUAUUCUUAUACACAGGCAUAGAUAUUGAUUGCAAUGUUGCUGAUGAAGAUAGAGGAAGAAUGAGUCCAUCUUCAACAGCAAUGAAUCACUUUGAUUCAUCCAAUGAGAACCAAAGGUCUUCGGUUGAUAAAAAACCAAGUUCUGUAAACAUUGCAGCACAAAGACUGAAAAAUGUCUUCCACUGGCCUAAACCGAAAGAGAGAAAGAAAUCAGCAGAUGAAGGCUUACUGGAGACAUACAAGAAAUGUAACACAUCAGAUGAAACUCCAACUCCUCUGCGACAGAGAUUUUCAAAGCCUUUAUCAGCUUCUAACAACAAAAGGACACUAUCAGUGAGGAGUAACCAAUCCAGCCCAACUGCCAAGAAGAAGUUUGCCUCAGGAAUAUUGUAUGGAGUUGUGCAGGCCCUGCCACAAGUAACUGUCCCACGUCGCUCCCGUUCAAGUUCCUUUUCAAAAUCAUCCAUUUCUUCUCCCAAUUCAAUGGACAAACAAAAGGGUGUUUUCAUUGAUAAUGAAGUUGCUGGACCAUCUGGCUCCAAUCAACUGUUUGAUGAAGAAACAUCAAACACAAUUCGGAAACAGGACUCCAAGAGGUUGAAGAGCUUCUGCUUUGGGGGAUCAGGUCUGACUGUGAAAACGCCAGGGAGCCGGCCACGACAAAACCAGAACAUCAGUCCUUCCAUUGUCUCAGUGGCUUAAAAUUACUAACAUAGAAGAGCCUGAGCGAAUUCUUGCAUUAUAUGCAAAAUUUUAUGUACUUGUUAGUUCAUUGUCUGUCCAAGUUAAGUUUCAUGUAGUAGUUGAAACAUGCUUGGUAGUUCCAAUUUCAUGUUGUAUCUGCUAACUUCUGGUUAGUUUCUGAGAGGAGAACUAGAGAAGCAAGUGAACAAGGUGUUAGUAUUGCAUUUUGAAUUGACUCCUCUUGUAAAUAAAACAAAACCUUUAUUUUCGAUCA